GGAUCCCAGAGGCGCCAAAGGGCAUGCUCACCGGUCAUUGCCCUGGCUACGGUUGUGGAUCGGGUUCGAGAUCCUUAACCCAAACCUGGAUCCAAAAACGAUGCAUUUCAAACGAAAAGUAAAGCACCAAAUACGCAGAGAGAGCGAAGCAAUGGCAUGGCAUUAAACAUGAUUGUUGUAGCAGAGAGGGAGGCUUGAAUUGUUUGAUUACUUCGUCGACACCUACGCUUUAUCCCCCUUCUUUCUCUACUCUCUUCGCUCCGAAGUCUUUCUCCUUCUCCCUCUCUUUGGCUGAGGGUGGGGCUACGCCAUGGAUGGCUUUCUCGAGCUUCGUAAUUGGACAAUUCUGAGUCCCUCAUUGUGAAUUCCCCCCCUCAUUUUGGCAAUUUUGUGUUCGGAUUUUUUUUGCCUUGUUUGACAUGGAGGCUUUGAUCGAGCUGUGCGACCUCAUUGCGCAGAAUCCAGCGCAAUUCUCUGAUAAACUGUCGUGGAUAUGCGGCAAAUGCCCGUCCCCCGAAUCCCUCUCGUCGGGAUCUCCUAGGGUUUCCCGUUCUCAACUCCAUGCCAUCCUUGUUGUGGCCCGUUUUUUAUCCAAGUGCUCCGAUUGCAGCGAUCUCCGUCCCAAGUCUGUCGUUCUUGAGUUUCUACGGUCAAUUCCUCAUUCUUUCGACCAAUCAUUUUGGCCGCAAUCGUUUAAUGGUAAUUCCAUUGCAAGUUUCUUUGUGGAUUUCUUAAGUUACGUGAUGAAAGCGACUGAAUUGUCGCCAGAGUUUGCUGACGACGUCGCUGAGUUCUCAGGAGAAGUAAUCAUAUCGGCGAUUGGCCGGGGGGGUGAACUAUCGGGUAUUGCUAAGGCUUUUUUGGUCGCUUUGUCGCAAAACUUUCUUCCCAUUUCCGCUCCGGAUGCGAAUAAACUGGUUACUUGUCUUAUUGAUCAGUUUGCUUUCCCGAUCCCCGUCACGGGGGCGCCAAUGGAACAUAUUGGGGUGAACUCGGAGAGUUCUUCGUCCCAGAGCUCUCCUCUGAAUGGAAACCACCAUUCUCAACCCAAUUCUAUUGCAAGCCCGGGGAAUUCUACUAGCAGUGCAGCUUCUAAAGCUGCAGAUGAUGCUAGCACUGCCUCGUCAAGAGCGUCAGUGAUGAAUGGGGACCGCAAUUUGUGGUUAAGUAGUGCCGAUCAGUUGACCGUGAACUUGGGUUUACACGAUGGUGGUGUCAGUGGCACUUCGUCAGGACUGCAAGUUGCCUCCUUCGAGGAAGAGUCUGUGGGGAGCUUGGAGAAACAAGAAAUAGCCUUUAAAUUGAUAGGGCACAUACUGGAUAAGGUCCAAAUUGAUCCAGGGCUUUUGGAGCAGGUUGGGUUAGUUGCAAAGAAGCAGAUUCAGUCCAUGACCGUUUUCCUAAGGAUAAGGAAGAGGGAAUGGAAUGAGCAAGGGUCACUUCUAAAAGCCAGAAUCAAUACCAAAUUAUCAGUCUAUCAAGCUGCUGUAAAACUGAAAACCAAGAGUCUCUCAUUACUGGAUGCUGAUGGGAAAUCUGUCAAGAGAUUAGUUUAUGGGGCAGUUGCGUUAUUGAUUGAUGCUGCUGAGGCAUGCUUACUCUCUGUGUGGCGGAAAUUGAAAACUUGUGAAGAGCUCUUUGGUUCCUUGCUUCUGGGUGUAGCAGAAAUUGCUAUUGCCAGGGGAGGUCAGCCAUUGCGUAUCUUGCUCAUUCGUUUAAAACCAAUUGUUCUGACUGUUUGCGCACAGGCUGAUACAUGGAGUGGCAGCCAAGGGGCCAUGUUUGAGAGUGUCACCAAGGCAAGUGGUCAGAUAAUUGAAUCUUGCUGGUUGAAGGAACGGGCGCCUGUAGACACAUACAUCAUGGGAUUAGCUGCAAGCAUCCGUGAACGAAGUGAUUAUGAGGAACAGGAAACCAGGGAGAAACCUGCAGUUCCUUCUGUACAGCUUAAUGGUAUACGCCUGCUUGCUGAUCUGACUGUUGCAGCCAGCAAGUCUGAACUGGUAGACAUGAUAUUGCCUCUUUUUAUUGAAAACUUAGAAGAGGGUGACGCUUCAACUCCCAGUUUAUUGAGACUUCAACUUCUUGAUGCUGUGUCUCGAAUGGCAAGCUUAGGUUUUGAGAAGUCUUACCGAGAAACAGUUGUUCUGAUGACUAGGAGUUAUUUAAGUAAACUUUCCAGUGUUGGAUCAGCUGAGAGCAAAACAGAAGCAUCUGAGGCCACAACAGAGCGUGUUGAAACUCUUCCUGCAGGAUUUCUUCUCAUUGCUAGGGGUCUCAGUGAUACUAGGUUGCGUUCAGAUUAUCGUCAUCGAUUGCUCUCCUUGUGUUCAGAUGUUGGUUUGGCUGCUGAGUCCAAAAGCGGAAGGAGUGGAGCAGAUUUUCUGGGUCCCCUGCUUCCAGCAGUUGCUGAGAUAUGUUCUGAUUUUGAUCCUACAUUAAAUGUGGAACCAUCACUUUUGAAGUUGUUUCGAAAUCUAUGGUUUUAUGUUGCUCUUUUUGGCUUAGCACCUCCGAUACAGAAAAUUCAGCUGCCUUCCACAAAAACUGUUUCCAAUACCCUUAACAGUUUGGGAAGCAUGGGUGCUCUUGCUCUGCAGGCUGUAGGCGGACCAUAUAUGUGGAAUAUAGAGUGGUCUUCUGCUGUUCAGCGUAUUGCUCAAGGGACUCCUCCACUAGUUGUUAGCACUGUGAAAUGGCUUGAGGAUGAAUUUGAACUGAAUGCCCUGCACAACCCUGGAAGUGGCAAUGAGAAAGCUGCUCUUGCUCAGAGAGCUGCCCUUUCUGGAGCUUUAGGGGGGCGGGUUGAUGUUGCAGCAAUGACCACAAUCUCAGGAGUGAAGGCUACCUAUCUUCUUGCUGUAGCUUUUCUGGAGAUAAUCCGCUUCAGCAGCAAUGGUGGUAUCCUAAAUGGUGGCAGCGCUAUGACUGCUUCUAGAAGUGCCUUUACAUGUGUCUUUGAAUAUCUUAAGACUCCAAAUCUAAUGCCUGCUGUCUUCCAGUGUUUAAUAGCAAUUGUCCACAGGGCUUUUGAGACUGCUGUUGCAUGGCUGGAAGAUCGAGUAUCUGAAACGGGCCAUGAAGCUGAUGCCAGGGACUCAGCCCUUACUGUCCAUACUUGUUUUCUAAUCAAAAGUCUGUCCCUGCGGGAGGAGCCUAUUCGAGAUAUUGCUGUGAACUUGUUGACUCAACUUAGGGAUAAGUUUCCACAGGUCUUAUGGGAUUCAUCCUGUGUAGAUUCAUUGCUAUUUUCAUUUUAUAACGACUCUUCAUCUGCUGUCAUCAAUGAUCCUGCUUGGACAAUGACAGUCCGUUCCUUGUAUCAAAGAAUUGUUCGAGAGUGGAUCAUUAAAUCACUUUCAAGUGCUCCUUGCACUAGCCAGGGCCUUCUUCAGGAUAAACUUUGCAAGGCAAACAACUGGCAAAGGGCACAGCCCACUACUGAUGUUGUUUCACUUUUGUCUGAGAUACGGAUUGGCACUGGGAAGAAUGACUGUUGGACAGGCAUACAAACAGCAAAUAUACCGGCAGUCAUGGCUGCUGCGGCUGCAGCUUCAGGAGCAAACUUAAAACUGUCAGAAGCCUUUAAUUUAGAAGUUCUCAGUACUGGCGUAGUGAGUGCAACAGCUAAGUGCAACCAUGCUGGAGAAAUUGCUGGCAUGAGAAGGUUGUAUAACAGCAUUGGCGGUUUUCAAAGCAGUACUGCACCAACUGGUUUUGGGCUUGGUGGGCUUCAAAGAAUUAUAUCUGGAGCUUUUCCUCAACAGCCACGGGCUGAAGAUGAUGCAUUUAAUGCAAUGCUGCUUAAUAAGUUUGUACGUUUGCUUCAACACUUUGUUAACAUAGCAGAAAAAGGUGGGGAGGUCGAUAAGUCUCAAUUUCGCGAGACUUGUUCUCAGGCUAUUGCACUUCUUUUGUCAAAUUUGGGUUCUGAAUCUAAAUCAAAUGUAGAGGGCUUCUCGCAACUUCUGCGCCUUCUUUGUUGGUGUCCUGCUUAUAUUUCUACUCCUGAUGCAAUGGAAACUGGUGUUUUCAUAUGGACAUGGUUGGUUUCAGCUGCCCCUCAACUUGGGGCUCUUGUCCUUGCUGAGCUUAUUGAUGCUUGGUUAUGGACAAUUGACACCAAACGGGGUCUUUUUGCAUCUGAAGCAAGGUUUGCUGGGCCGGCUGCAAAACUGAGGCCUCAUCUUUACCCUGGGGAUCCUGAAGUGCAGCCUGAGAUUGAUCCUGUUGAGCAGAUAAUUGCUCAUCGACUAUGGCUUGGAUUUCUUAUUGAUCGCUUUGAGGUAAUUCGGCACCAAAGUGUGGAGCAACUCCUACUUCUGGGUCGGAUGUUACAGGGGACAAUAAAAAAUUACUCAAUCUUUACUCGCCACCCUGCAGCCACUGGUACCUUUUUUACUUUCAUGCUCCUAGGUCUCAAGUUUUGCUCUUGCAAGUUCCAGAGCAAUCUACAUAACUUUCAACUUGGGAUUCAGCUGCUGGAAGAUCGGGUUUAUCGAGCCUCUUUGGGUUGGUUUGCAUAUGAGCCUGAAUGGUAUGACUCAAAUUAUGCAAAUUUUGCACAGAGUGAGGCCCAGUCUGUUUCUCUAUUUGUUCACCACCUUUCAAAUGAGAGAGAUGUUAUCCAGAAUGGUUCAAAAGGAAGUGGACAAGAAAAUGGAAGCAAUUUGGUGGAUGCGAAUAAUCAAGAUCAUCCUGUUUGGGGUCAAAUGGAUAACUAUGCUGUAGGGAGAGAAAAAUGCAGACAGCUACUUUUAAUGCUUUGUCAACAUGAGGCAGAUAGGCUUGAGGUCUGGGCACAGCCAACAAACACAAAGGAUUCUGGUGUGCGACCCAAGAUUAGCUCAGACAAAUGGAUAGAAUACGCUAGGACUGCCUUCUCUGUGGAUCCUAGAAUUGCAUUAUCCUUGGCCUCGAGGUUUCCAACCAAUGCUUUGUUGAAGUCUGAAGUAACUCAGCUGAUUCAGGAACAUAUAUUGGAUAUGCGCAACAUACCAGAAGCAUUACCUUACUUUAUCACCCCUAAGGCCAUUGACGAUAAUUCAGUGCUUCUGCAACAAUUACCUCAUUGGGCUGCUUGUUCAAUCACCCAAGCUCUAGAAUUCCUUACUCCUGCAUACAAGGGGCAUCCCCGUGUCAUGGCAUAUGUUCUAAGGGUUUUAGAGUCCUAUCCACCUGAGCGAGUAACCUUUUUUAUGCCACAGCUGGUGCAGUCCUUGCGAUUUGAUGACGGGAAAUUAGUUGAGGGAUAUCUCCUCAGAGCUGCUCAAAGGAGUGACAUAUUUGCCCAUAUUCUAAUCUGGCAUUUGCAGGGUGAGACUGUUCCGGAGCCAGGAAAAGAUCCUACCAUGGCAAAGAAUGCUUCGUUUCUAGCACUGCUUCCAGCUGUAAGGCAGCGGAUCGUUGAUGAUUUUAGUCCAAAGGCACGUGACAUCUUUAACAGAGAAUUUGAUUUUUUUGACAAAGUUACAUCCAUCUCUGGAGUACUCUUUUCACUGCCCAAGGAUGAACGUCGUGCUGGCAUCCGAAAGGAGUUGGAGAAAAUUGAAGUAACUGGUGAAGACCUUUAUUUACCGACAGCUCCCAACAAGCUUGUUAGGGGUAUUCAAGUAGAUAGUGGAAUUCCCUUACAGUCAGCUGCAAAAGUCCCUAUUAUGAUCACAUUUAAUGUAAUAGACCGAGAUGGGGACGAAAAUGAUAUAAAACCACAAGCUUGCAUUUUCAAGGUUGGAGAUGACUGUCGACAAGACGUUCUUGCCCUUCAAGUAAUAUCACUUCUCAGAGAUAUAUUUGGGGCUGUUGGGCUAAAUCUGUACUUAUUUCCUUAUGGUGUUCUUCCUACAGGUCCUGAGAGGGGUAUAAUUGAGGUCGUGCCCAAUACCCGAAGUAGAAGUCAGAUGGGGGAAACAACUGAUGGUGGUUUGUACGAGAUAUUUCAACAAGAUUAUGGGCCUGUUGGCUCUCCCGGUUUUGAAGCUGCACGUGAGAACUUCAUCAUUAGCAGUGCAGGUUAUGCUGUUGCCAGUCUUCUGCUUCAACCAAAGGAUAGGCACAAUGGGAACCUGCUCUUUGACAACGUGGGGAGGCUUGUUCAUAUUGACUUUGGUUUCAUUCUGGAAACUUCUCCUGGUGGUAAUAUGCGGUUUGAAAGUGCACAUUUUAAGUUGAGCCAUGAGAUGACACAAUUACUAGAUCCAUCUGGGGUUAUGAAAAGUGAUACAUGGAACCAAUUUUUGAGUCUCUGUGUAAAGGGGUACCUAGCUGCUCGACGUCAUAUGGAUGGAAUCAUCACUACAGUGGCAUUAAUGCUCGACAGUGGACUACCUUGCUUCAGCCGGGGCGAUCCAAUCGGCAAUCUUCGGAAGAGAUUUCAUCCUGAGAUGAGCGAUCGAGAGGCGGCCAAUUUCAUGAUCCAUGUUUGUUCAGAUGCUUACAACAAGUGGACAACUGCUGGCUAUGAUUUGAUACAGUAUCUGCAGCAAGGCAUUGAGAAGUAAGAGAAUCAACGGCAGAGUUGAUCUAACAUGUACAUGGUUGCUUGUAAUGUUAACUGUCAUUGUUUUCUUAUAGCUAUGAUUUUUUCGAGGAAUUUCCACGCCUAUGGUAAUUUAAGAGUGAAUGGUAAAGGCAGACGAAGAAUUUGAAGUUUUGUAAUUUAGUGGAUGUUCCUCGUGAUGUAAAGAUACUUUUGUAAUCUUGUUUAAUGGUAAAUACAGUUUAUUGCAUUGAUGUGAACAA
Messenger RNA from Prosopis cineraria, 6741 nucleotides. RefSeq names its product phosphatidylinositol 4-kinase alpha 1. Gene Ontology annotation, cellular component: plasma membrane; cytoplasm. Gene Ontology annotation, biological process: phosphatidylinositol phosphate biosynthetic process; phosphatidylinositol-mediated signaling. The transcript is spliced from 26 exons. Lineage: Eukaryota; Viridiplantae; Streptophyta; Magnoliopsida; Fabales; Fabaceae. The record is from RefSeq and is a predicted model, not a curated record. The coding region runs from base 420 to 6500 and encodes 2026 amino acids. Gene Ontology annotation, molecular function: 1-phosphatidylinositol 4-kinase activity.